AAAAGCUCUGAGGUUAGGGAGACAAGCACAGCCAAGGAAGACAUGAGGAGUCUGCUGGCACCACUGAUUGUGACUCUGUCCCUGGCAGCGCUCUGCUGUGGUGAGAAAGAUCCCAAAGACCAUUUAGGAUCUCCCAGCGCUGACAGCAUCAAGGUCAAAAAAGAAGUUGCCAAUACCUUUGUGAAGAGGCAGAAGAGAUCCAGCCUGUAUGAAUGGUACUAUGAGUAUUACAAAAGUCCAAUGGAGCAGAUGCAUGAGCGUUGUGAAAACUAUCCCCCCUGUGACUAUCUUGCUGACCAAAUAGGAUUUUCCAUGGCCUACAACCGUUUCUUUGGGAGAUACUAGGGAUGGGAUGAUCACUUUGUUCAUUUAGCUUUGGACCAUUCUGAACGCCCUGGGAGAAAGAAGGCUGUGAGUGAGAAGGAGAGAAGAAAACCAUCUAGACUGGGGUCUUCUGUUGUCUCCCUAACCAGUUGUAACACUAAGGCAACGAUUAUUACAUUUGUUAAGCUUGCAUUAGCUUUUUUCCUGUCACCAAAAAAGUUUCUCUUAUCUUUUGUGGCAUUUUUGAGCUUCACCAGAAGACUCUGUCUUACCCCAUUCCAUUUGAAUCCCUAGGACACAAUCAGUGAAAAAAAGUUAUUACUCUAAGGAAAAUCAAUAUGUGCCUUAGCAACACAACUAGACCUUUUGUCCUCUUCUGCAAGAUGAGGGAGGGUUAUAGAAGAAGGAUGUCACAAUGUGUGUAAAUGCAAUGGAUCUGAUCCUAGGAUCCUCACUGGGAAGAAAGCAGAACGGCUGUCUCCUGGUAGGAGACUAGGAAAGUUCACUAUUUUCAGGUAAUAUGAUCACCCUAAAGGUGUGCGCCAGUGUAGGAUCAUUUCAUAAAGACAGAAGUGUGGAAAUACUAUUAUACUCUCACAAAAUGUGCCUGUAUAGCAACAACAGAUAAAUCCCAAAAGGCAUGUUUAAGGAGUCCUUUUAGAUGAACCCUUCCAUUUGUAUGCUGCAUUCAGUGACUGUGUGUAAAAAGUAACUUGGAAAUCUCUUGUUUGUGUUACAACUGGUUUCUGGUGAAACUGAUUAUACCCAAGCACAAUAAAAAAAUAAUCUAUUCCUUGUGAUGCUUU
Melopsittacus undulatus (budgerigar) is the source of this 1130-nucleotide messenger RNA. Its product is annotated as osteocalcin. Lineage: Eukaryota; Metazoa; Chordata; Aves; Psittaciformes; Psittaculidae. Gene Ontology annotation, cellular component: extracellular region. The record is from RefSeq and is a predicted model, not a curated record. Gene Ontology annotation, biological process: regulation of cellular response to insulin stimulus; osteoblast differentiation; response to vitamin K. Gene Ontology annotation, molecular function: hydroxyapatite binding; structural constituent of bone; calcium ion binding. Bases 43 to 345 code for a protein of 100 amino acids. The transcript has 4 exons.